Tetrapisispora phaffii CBS 4417 is the source of this 546-nucleotide messenger RNA. RefSeq names its product Arf family GTPase ARF3 (gene ARF3). NCBI's taxonomy places the organism in Eukaryota, Fungi, Ascomycota, Saccharomycetes, Saccharomycetales, Saccharomycetaceae. The transcript has a single exon. The coding region runs from base 1 to 546 and encodes 181 amino acids. The record is from RefSeq and is a predicted model, not a curated record. Gene Ontology annotation, molecular function: GTPase activity; GTP binding. Gene Ontology annotation, biological process: vesicle-mediated transport; intracellular protein transport. Gene Ontology annotation, cellular component: cytoplasm.
AUGGGUUCUUCUGUUUCAAAAGCACUGGGGAAGCUGUUUGGUUCUCGUGAAAUGAAAAUUCUGAUGUUAGGUCUAGAUAAUGCUGGUAAGACUACCAUAUUAUACAAGUUAAAAUUGAAUAAGAUCAAGACUUCUGCUCCAACAGUAGGAUUCAAUGUCGAAACUGUUUCUUUCAAAAAUGUAAAAUUUAAUAUGUGGGAUGUUGGAGGACAAGAACGUUUAAGACCACUGUGGAGACAUUAUUUCCCAGGAACUACAUCAUUAAUUUUCGUGAUAGACUCGCAGGAUAAGGAUAGAUUGAACGAGGCAAAAGAAGAAUUAUAUAGUAUUAUUAGUGAAAAGGAGAUGGAAAAUGUUGUAUUGUUGGUUUGGGCUAAUAAGCAAGAUUUGAAAGGUGCUUUGAAACCGCAAGAAAUAUCAGAUUUCUUAGAAUUAGGUGAUAAUUUGAAAAAUCAAAUGUGGUGUGUCAUUGGUAGUAAUGCAUUGGCAGGUCAAGGUUUGGUAGAAGGUUUAUCAUGGAUAUCAACUAAUACUGCAAAAAAGUAA